AGGGGGUCCAACCGAAUUGGCCUCCUUGGUUCGGGCAACUUACAACAGCUGCCCAAGUGGGUAGAGUGGCAGCAUGCGGGCCAUUCAGUCAUACCUGAUGGCAUGCCUGAAUGCAGCAGUAGACCGGAUAUUGUCCGUAACUUUGCAAGCAUUUGCCUGCAAAGUUAACAUCUCAUCGUUUCUCAAAAACCAUCCCAAGCAUCAAAGCCCAUAACAUCUAUCUUGGCUUCCAGUCGGCAAGUGUCAGAGGGUCCCCUGCGACUGUUGAGCCACGUCAGUCUCUCUAUGGGAGAACCAUGGCAAGCAAUCAGCGAUUGGAAAUAUGCGCCGGACUCCAGGCAACAUCAGGCUCUCCCCUACCAUAGGGUAUGGCUCUGAGGAAUCCUUCAGCCCUACAAUGUUCCGGCCGUGUAACUGAGCAAGUUACCGGUUUGGCUUUGGCCAAUUCUCACUGGAGAAUGUCUACUUUCUCCACAUCCCACAAACGAGGACAUUCUGGCAUAUUUCGCUUUUCACAACGUUGUCGGUCUGCUAAUCUGCCUUGGGCGCCUUGUCCUCGAUCCUUGGUCUUGUUGAUUGGCAGCUUCGAACUCACAAAGGCUACUUGCGUAUGUACGCAGCCUAGGCACCUACUCUCCCAAGUGUUGUGUGCAGGCAGAAGAGGCUUGGACGCACAAAGUCCCUGAGAUAUUCCACAUGGCCAGUCUUUUGGGCUCUACCGAAGCACGCUGUCAUCCACGAGCUCCAAUCUCCUCCCGCAUGACAGAUCAUUUGCUUGACAGUUGCUUUAUAGAGGCAAGCUGCCUAUUCCUCUUGGCUUAGGCUCUUCGGAGAAAUUACUCUUUUGGUACAGCGAGCUCUUAUCUUGCCCCUACACUGCCCUUUGGCCUCGUAACUGCCUUCAACUGCAGCCUGCCUGUCUCUUUUGUGCGCCAUAGGAAAGUUGCCCUUUGGUGAGCAGGUAAGGCAGCUAGCUCUAGGAGGCUGACAACCAUAUGCCCAAGUUGAAUCUGCAAUUGGCAUCGAAAACACAAAACACAACUAAUGCUCUUUUUCUGUCCGGCGAACAUCUAUUAUACCCGAACUCGUGAGUCAUUGCUAUCACCCGGUGCCUAAGAUAAGAAGGUCCUCCCCAAAGAAUCCCAUUCCUUUUUUCUGCUCACGAGAAAUGGUUACAUUGAAUCAUAUGGGAUCGGUAAGUUCAUCCUUUUCAUCCUUCCCUUUCAGGCUACCAACCUUGGCAUUACCCGAUUUGGUAGAGCUGUGGCGCAAAGUGGCUAUGCACUCGGUGGCUUAAAUUUCGCCUGAUCACGCGUCAUUACGCGCCAAGGGCGGCCUCGGUCGUAGGUUUUUAUGCAUGACUCAGCUUGACCAAUUGGAUUGAUUUGUGGCUUACCUAUCCUACUACCGUACCCAUGCGGGCUGGUGGUGGCUAAAGUACCUACCUGCCUUUCCAUGACAAGAAUCGAGAUCCAUAAAUCUAAGGCUAACAUCGAACCGCAUCACAUCCAAGAUCUCGACAAGCCGCAGCCGACAACAAGUACAACCGCUAAGCCCAUUAUACGGCAUAUAUCAACGCUGCUGCUACUCUGUCCCUCACCGGUGCAGCUUCACUGCGGCUGUGGGUUCUGGGCCAGGUCGUAUCACGCAAGCAGCAGCACACCACUUGGAGCUCAACCCGCCUGAGCCACGCCCAUUAGACAGGAGGCUUACCUUGGAGCUUCCUCAUUUUCAUCAUGAGUGUGGCAUACGAACCCCGAAACUUCAUACACGAUGGCAGCUAUCCACCCAUCGGAGACACGCACGACAUGACGGACCUACAGGGUGUUCACGAGGUUCACGACGUUCAUGAAAGUCAUAGUGUCCACGAAGCACACGAAGUUCACGAACACCACGAAGUUCAUGAUACCCAUGACUUACCCGAUGUUCACGAUGUCCACGCGGUGCAUGAGCUGCAAGCGGCCCAGGGUGUGGCGGACGUAACCGAUGUUACCGACCUGCAAGACCCUCAUGAGCUCCACGAUCCGCACAAUGUUCAUGAGGUUCAGCACGAGGUUCACGAAGUUCAUGAUGUACAUGACGUCCAUGACGUCCAUGAGCUGCAGGCAGAUGACGGCGCACAGUUCGACGAUGCAGAUGUGGUGACGGAGUUGGCAGCUGCGGUUAACGGCUAUCAUGACCACGGACCUGAGCAGCUGAUGGGAGAGCCGGAACAAAGAAUGGUUUUGGUACAUGGACUUCCUGAUGUGCCGGAGCCACCGCAGAUGUCUCCAGAGAUGGUGGUGAAAGAAGCCGAGUCUCCUCAACCGACAGGAGCACCACGGAUGAAGGCAAUACCCAAGCCUGCCCGCCAAGCCACAAAGAACCUUACCGGAAAAUUCAUUUGUACAUGGCCGAACUGUAACGAGGAGAUUCGAGAAUUCAGCCGCAAAUGUGAAUGGAAUAAACACAUGGACAAGCACGAUAGGCCCUAUAAAUGUACGGCGGAAGGUUGUGAAAAGCUUCCGGGCUUUACUUAUUCUGGUGGUCUUCUGCGUCAUGAGCGCGAGGUUCACGCAAAGCACGGGGGGCCCAAGAACCCUCUCAACUGCCCUCAUCCAACCUGCAAGCGGCACACGGGCAAAGGCUUCUCGCGCCAAGAGAACCUCAACGAGCACCUGCGGCGGUGUCAUCGUAAUGGCUCCCCAUCUAACGCCGAGGGCGACACGGAUGACGCGGCAAGUGAGGCGGGUGUUAAGCGAAAACGCGAGACCGAGGAUGACGUUGCUGAGCUGCGUGCUGAAGUCAAGAAGCAGCGACUCGAGAACGAUGAGUUGCGGCAAAAACUGGACACUCAGACGCAACAGAUCGCCGCAAUGAUGCAGCAAAUCACAGAUCUCCAAGCACGCGACCUAAUGCAGUGAGAACUAUGUCUACGUUCCUACGACCUAGGUUUUUUCGUGACUAGGCAUUGACUGGACGAGGCGACGACCUGUGACGACCCAUUAUCCGAUCCACAUACUUCUUUUUUUUUUCGGCAUCAAACGCGAAAUCGUCCAUUUUUCAUGGUUUUCCUUGCGAUUUUCCCAGGUCGGAGUUCCGGACGACCUUUCAGCCAACCCUGCGGCUUCCUCGGAUUAAGGGAGGUGCGCAGGUCAGCAGCAAGCAUCCUAGCAUAUGUCAGGCGUUUUCUUUUCCGGAUUGGGUUUUGUCUCUUCCUCUCACCGUGCUUUCCGAGCAGGCGAUAUGCGUGGACGGGGCUGUGAACCACUCAGCACUAAUCUUAUGGUCUUACUCUACUUGAUACCAGAUCCGUAGAGCAGGUAACUCCAGAUCGGAUCUGGUCUAGAUGCCACCAAACACUUUUUUUCCUUUUUAAUGUUUUGCCCCUUAUUUCUGUUCAUCCAAGCCUCCGAGUGUGUGGCACGCAGCAUCAUAUGAGACCCCAUUCCCCGUUUCCUCGUCCCUUUUUCAUCGGCGUUUAUUGGCUGUAUAUUAUUAUAGACUCUACUUCACAAUACCCCGUUUCCAUCUUUCUGAACCUUCUAUUCUCUUAUAGAACUUUGUAUAUACAGGCUUGCGCGACACACGGCCAUUCUGACACAAAUUUGUUUCUGGCAAGGCAUCAGAGUCUCAACUCUAUAUUUAAGGUCUAUUGGAUAUCCUGUCAGCUGGCUCCCCCACCCCUGAUGAUCCGCACUUGUGGCGGAGCAUACGUGACGUUGACCUUGGGUGGUAAUAAGCAAUCCUGUCUUGGAGCUCUGGGUUCGGUAGAGACAGUGCUGCCUAAGUUUCACUGAAGAAUUGAUUGCGUUAUCGUCUUUCUCUUGUUCCUGUUGACUUUAUCCAGAUUUGCCAUUAGACACGCACCUUUCCUUGCAUCAAGCAUCGCCAAUAGUUGCCAAAAGUACCUAUCAGUUUUACAACCCA
Molecule: messenger RNA, 3909 nt
Organism: Pyricularia oryzae 70-15
Lineage: Eukaryota; Fungi; Ascomycota; Sordariomycetes; Magnaporthales; Pyriculariaceae
Exons: 3
Coding region: 1737-2903 (388 amino acids)
Biological process (GO): regulation of transcription by RNA polymerase II
Cellular component (GO): nucleus
Source: RefSeq, a predicted model, not a curated record